AUGGCAAGCCCGGCCCAUUGCUACUAUUGCUUCGAGUCUCUUUCUGCCUCCUUUGAAGGGUAUGAUCCUAUAAAACUCAACGUUUUGGAGGAUCUCUGGGAGCAGCAUGAGCAGGUUAAGAAACUUGCUACCCUUCAGGACAAGAAUGAGUCGGUUUCUCUGAGGGAGAACGACAAUCUAAGCCAGCCAAUCACGGAGGAAAAUGACACCCAAAACAAUGACGACGGUGCUGCGGGCCAGAGUGCGACUAAGAGAAAUCGACCACCGGCCAUCAAGAUGCCCAGUAUCAACCGUCUUCAAAGCGAACUUUCAUCAGACUCUUCCAGUGCAUCGACUACGCCGUCAACCAAUUCUGUUUCAUCUAGUUCCACAGCUAUCACGACACCAGGUUCGCAAUCUGAUAUGGCGGGUUCAAGGCGCCAGAAAGAAGAAUACCGAGAACACCCGUUGUUUGUUACGUGGAAUACAGUCUCGAAGCAUGGGCACAAAUCACUUCGUGGGUGCAUUGGUACAUUUGAGGCGCAGGAACUUGCUGCAGGUUUGAAUUCCUACGCCAUCACUUCCGCCUUCCAUGACACCCGCUUUUCUCCGAUUCCCAAAUCCCUCUUACCUUCGCUUUCCUGCUCCUUGACCCUUCUAGGGUCUUUUGAACCUUGUACCAAUGCAAUGGAUUGGAUUCUCGGAACCCAUGGAAUUCGUAUAUCUUUCAUACACCGCGGUAGACGCUACGGGGCCACAUAUCUCCCAGACGUCCCAGUGGAGCAAGGCUGGACCAAAGAGGAAACGGUGGAGAGUCUGAUGCGCAAAGCAGGCUGGGACGGGGCGACUGGAGGCGUUGCGAGGAGACUACUUAGAGGAAGUAACAACAGUAGCAGCUCGAGCUCAGGCAAGCCCUGGGACCAAGUCUCGGACUUUCGAGCGGUCAAGUACCAAGGCCUCAAGGCUAGUGCUGAUUACGCCGAAUGGCAGGAAUGGCGGAAAUGGGUUCUGUCUCUGGAAGACGGAGAGGAAAUGCUGUUUAACUCGGCUAGAUGA
Messenger RNA from Aspergillus wentii DTO 134E9, 1035 nucleotides. RefSeq names its product AMMECR1 domain-containing protein. NCBI's taxonomy places the organism in Eukaryota, Fungi, Ascomycota, Eurotiomycetes, Eurotiales, Aspergillaceae. Bases 1 to 1035 code for a protein of 344 amino acids. The record is from RefSeq and is a predicted model, not a curated record. The transcript has 2 exons.